CACUCGAAGAGUACUUCACAAGAGAAGCGCACCAAAAAUCCUAAGAAAUGAAAGCGUUUAGUUUACCAAGCCUUCUGGUCUGCAUCUUCGGUGUCAUAUUGUUCAAUGCGCAAGGCAGUGAACAGUUCGCAGUGGGUGCUAGUCAAGAACCUGAUAUUGCGCAAGAGGCCGAAAGAGCAGCCUGUGAGGGCAGUAUGGGUCAAACCAAUAAGUGCGUAAAGGUCAAAAAAGUGUGUUACUGUUUCGUGAAAGCGCAGCAAUCUUGGGCUCAAGCAAACGAUUUCUGUAAAGCCAAUUCCAUGAAGCUACUGAGCAUCGAAACACAAAAGCAGCAAAAGGACGUUUCAGACAUUUUGAUGCCUCUCGUAUUAGGCUACCCUGUUUCAAAGCAGAUCGGAAUCUGGACCUCAGGAUCGUACAACAGCGGACAAAAGAGUUUCACCUGGUUAUCAACACAGAAGCCCUUCACUUACGUCAACUGGUUUUAUGGUGAGCCCAAUACCGGCCUUACUAACCAAUGCGUUCGCAUCCGAAUCGUCCCGGAAUCGUUGACCGACGGUAAAUGGGCUACUUUGGAUUGCAACCAGUGGCUGCCAUCUAUUUGUGAGGAUAAUUAG
This is a messenger RNA of Daphnia pulicaria, 617 nucleotides long. RefSeq names its product macrophage mannose receptor 1-like. NCBI's taxonomy places the organism in Eukaryota, Metazoa, Arthropoda, Branchiopoda, Diplostraca, Daphniidae. The transcript has 5 exons. Gene Ontology annotation, biological process: biological process involved in interspecies interaction between organisms. The record is from RefSeq and is a predicted model, not a curated record. The coding region runs from base 48 to 617 and encodes 189 amino acids. Gene Ontology annotation, molecular function: carbohydrate binding. Gene Ontology annotation, cellular component: external side of plasma membrane.